GUGUAUUUGUUACUUGAUGGCUUCAAUAACUCAGUCAUGAAGCCACUAGAAAUCAUAUUUAUACUUAUAACUACUGCUGGAAUUUUAAGUAUCCACGCUCAAGAAGGAUCUCCAGCACCAGAUCAAGCUUCCGAUACUUUCUCAACUGAUUCAGCACAAUCCGAUGGUUCAAUAUCAGAUCAACCUCAAGAAGAGCCCUCAACAAUUCCUCCUGCACCAUCUAGACCUAUUAAUUUAUUCAUUAUCAACGAAGCUUUGAAUGAACAAGCUGAAAAAAGUGUAUCUAAUGCAAUAAAGGAAAUAAAAGGAAAAAAUCCUGAUUGGAUUGGCAAAGUUAUCUCCAUCGCUAUUUCUUCUUCGGAUUCUAAUGAAAUUUUAGCUGAAAUUUGUGGUGUAUGGGACCAAGCUGUUCGCGCUGGAGGUCCUGAUGUUCCAGACUUGGUAUUAGAUACAACGUUGAGUGGAACCGUAGGUGAAGUAGUAACUGCUUUUACUAAAGCUGUUGGAAUACCAACUUUAUCAGCUCAAUUCGGUGAAAGAGAUGAUCUAAGAAACUGGCGAGAUUUGUCUCCUGAGGCUAUGAAAUAUUUAAUUCAAAUAAGGCCUCCAGCAGAUAUGAUACCUGAUGCUGUUCGACAUAUGUCUUCUGAUAUGAACAUCAGUAAUGCUGCUAUUAUUUUUGAUCAACAUUUUGUUAUGGACCACAAGUAUAAAUCUCUAUUGUUAAAUGUUCCUACGAGACACGUCAUAGUGAAAGCCAAAGAAUAUGGACCACCUAUGACAGAUCAAAUGAAGCAAUUAAGAAACUUGGACAUAGUGAAUUUUUUCAUUCUUGGAGGAGAAAAAACAAUUGCUGAUGAACUUGCAACUGCUAACCAGUUAGGUUUUACAGGACCAAAAUACGGCUGGUACGCAUUAACCUUGGACCAUGAAUUUACGCCUCAAUGUAAUUGUGAAAACUUGACAGUGUUAUUUUUUAAAUCGCAAGCUACAGUACAAAAUCAACAACAACUUGGAGAGCUUACAGCUCGAGGAUUACUAUCACUACCGGUACUUACGUCAGCUUUUUAUUAUGAUUUAGUUCGUGUUGGUGUCGAAGCUAUGAGAUUGGCUGUCAUAGAUAACAUGUGGCCUUCCGAACCUCCUCAUAUUGUUUGUGAUGAAUAUAGUGGAUCAAAUACUCCAUCUAGAAAAAUCAACUUUCUUUCCAAAUUAAAAGAAGUUACAUCUAAAUCUACAUUUGUACCAACCUUCGCUGGAUUCCAUUGGGAUUCCGAGAAUGGUAAUCAUCAUGCUCAAUUCAAUAUGGAUAUUCGUUUGACUACGAUUAACAAUGGUAAUCCAGACUCGACAUUGAAUGUAGGAACAUGGCCUGUUGGAAUAGGUUCAAAAUUACAAAUUGUGCCGGAAUAUUUUAAGACGGUUAGUUCUCAUACAGCUGUGACAAGUUUUCGAGUGGUUACAGUCCAAGUAGCACCUUUUGUAGAAUACAAUAAUGAGACGGGUCAAUGGUUUGGUUAUUGCAUCGAUUUGCUUGAGGAAAUUCGUGAAAUCAUCGGCUUUGAAUAUGAAAUUUACGAACCAGAUGAUGGAGAGUUUGGAACUUACAAUGAGUCGAGUAAUACAUGGAGUGGAAUAAUAGGAGAAUUAAUAGCAAAACGUGCCGAUAUUGCAGUAGGAACAUUAUCUGUUAUGGCAGAAAGAGAAAACGUUGUAGAUUUUACAGUACCUUAUUACGAUUUAGUUGGUCUAUCAAUUUUGAUGUUAAAACCAAAAGCGCCCACUUCAUUAUUCAAAUUUUUAACUGUUUUAGAAGACGAUGUAUGGUUGUGUAUUUUAGCUUCAUAUUUCUUCACAAGUUUCUUGAUGUGGAUUUUCGACAGGUGGUCUCCAUAUAGCUACCAAAAUAAUAAAGAAAAAUACAAAGAUGAUGAUGAAAAGCGAAAUUUUGAUUUAAAAGAGUGUCUUUGGUUUUGUAUGACGUCUUUAACUCCACAGGGUGGUGGUGAAGCUCCGAAAAAUCUCUCGGGAAGAUUAGUAGCUGCGACUUGGUGGUUAUUUGGAUUUAUCAUCAUCGCAUCUUAUACUGCUAAUCUUGCUGCUUUUCUCACCGUGUCACGAUUGGAAACUCCCGUAGAGUCACUUGACGAUCUUAGCAAACAAUACAAAAUUCAAUAUGCUCCAAUGAAACCUUCUGAAGCAUACACAUACUUUCAACGUAUGUCAGACAUUGAAAGACGUUUUUACGAGAUUUGGAAGGACAUGAGUUUAAAUGAUAGCUUGUCUGAUGUAGAAAGAGCAAAACUUGCUGUUUGGGAUUAUCCUGUGAGUGACAGAUAUACUAAAAUGUUUCAAGCAAUGGAUGAAGCUGGUUUCCCGCGUUCAAAAGAGAUUGCAAUAUCAAGAGUUCGACGUCUACAACCAGACAAAUCGGAAUCUGAAUUUGCCUUUAUUGGUGAUGCUACUGAAAUAAGAUAUCUUGCUAUGACUACUUGUGAUUUGAUAAUGGUAGGAGAUGAAUUCUCAAGAAAGCCCUAUGCUUUAGCCGUUCAACAAGGCUCUCCUUUAAAAGAUCAACUUAACAACGCGAUUCUAAGGCUUCUUAAUCAGAGAAAACUUGAAAAACUUAAAAAUAAGUGGUGGAAUAAGAAUCCGAAUAAGAAAGAGUGCGAGAAGGAAGACGACCAAAGCGACGGAAUCAGCAUACAAAAUAUCGGAGGGGUUUUCAUUGUUAUUUUUGUGGGAAUAAUCUUAGCUUGUAUGACUCUUGCAUUCGAAUAUUGGUACUAUCGGUACAGACCUCAGAUGCAAGAGAAGAAACGUCAGCAAAUGACCAAAGGAUCCUCACAGGAAGUAAAACCCAUUAAAUUUACUUUAAAACCUCGUGCAGCAUUUCAAACUAAUUCUGAAUUUCGUUCACGAUUUUAAAAGGAUUAUUUUCAAUAGAAAUUAUUUUCAUAAGAGCUUUUACAAAUUUAAAAAUACACAGUAUCUUUCAAGUUUCAAAAAUUAUAUAUUUUUUUUUAGAUUAUUAUUCACUCAAUUGAUCGUGUGACGAAUCCAGAGCACGGUUUGUUGACUGCACGAAGUUUUAAUUCUUAAUGAAUUA
Messenger RNA from Chelonus insularis, 3109 nucleotides. RefSeq names its product ionotropic receptor 25a-like. The transcript is spliced from 5 exons. Gene Ontology annotation, molecular function: transmitter-gated monoatomic ion channel activity involved in regulation of postsynaptic membrane potential; glutamate receptor activity. The record is from RefSeq and is a predicted model, not a curated record. The coding region runs from base 37 to 2928 and encodes 963 amino acids. Gene Ontology annotation, biological process: modulation of chemical synaptic transmission; monoatomic ion transport; synaptic transmission, glutamatergic. Gene Ontology annotation, cellular component: plasma membrane; postsynaptic density membrane. NCBI's taxonomy places the organism in Eukaryota, Metazoa, Arthropoda, Insecta, Hymenoptera, Braconidae.